Molecule: messenger RNA, 1368 nt
Organism: Ilex paraguariensis (yerba mate)
Lineage: Eukaryota; Viridiplantae; Streptophyta; Magnoliopsida; Aquifoliales; Aquifoliaceae
Source: the annotation of a GenBank genome assembly
AUGGUUUUCAUGUGCAAACCCUUUUCUUGCCGGUCAAUAUUCCAGGUGAACCCUCCCGAUGUCGUUCCCUCCGAUCAAGUUGAAGUAGACUUCUCUGAUGUGUUUGGUCCUCUACCAGUUCAGCCGCCGAAUGAAGUUAGUAAUGGAGUAUCAGAAGAUCUUAUCAAUGGCCAUCCAGUGAUCACUCACAACCAAUCAAAUUCAACGGUAGGUCUCUCUGCUCUGAAGCUUCACAAUCUCACCAUAGACGACACAGAAUACUCAAAGAAACUUGCAGAAUGGGUUAUUAAUGAGUCCAUCAAAGAAUAUCAAGUGCUUUCUUCUAUUGGUGUUGGAGAACCUUCCGUUCAACUCGAUGGUAUUUCCAUGAAGGUCCGGACAGUAGGGCUCGAAGACUUUGAGGUCAUGAAGCUUGUUGGGAAGGGGGGCUUUGGAAAAGUAUUUCAGGUGAGAAAGAAAGACACAUCAGAAAUAUACGCAAUGAAAGUCAUUCGAAAGGACAAGAUUAUAGAGAAAAACCAUGUGGAGUACAUCAAAGCCGAGAGGGAUAUUUUGGCAAAGAUUGAUCACCCUUUUAUCGUCAAGCUUCGAUACUCAUUCCAAUCCCUAGAAAAACUUUACCUCGUUAUGGACUUUAUCAAUGGUGGACACCUCGUUUUCCAUCUCCACCGCCAUGGCCUUUUCAGAGAAGAUCUGGCGCGUAUAUACGCCGCCGAGAUUGUUUCGGCAGUGUGUCAUCUUCAUGAAAAUGGCAUAAUACAUAGAGAUCUUAAGCCUGAAAACAUCCUAUUAGAUUCAGAGGGUCAUACCAUAUUGACUGAUUUUGGGUUGGCCAAAAAGUUCGAAAACAGUACAAGAUCAAACACCAUCUGUGGAACCGUAGAAUAUAUGUCGCCGGAGAUCAUUCUGGGUAAGGGUCAUGAUCAGGCUACAGACUGGUGGAGCGUCGGAGUCUUGUUGUUCGAAAUGCUCACCGGGAAGCCUCCGUUUACCUACCGGAAUCGGGAAAAAGUUCAGAGAAAGAUAGUGAAAGAUAAGCUGAAGUUGCCGUCGUUUUUGUCUAGUGAAGCACAUUCUUUAUUAAAAGGGUUGCUUCAAAAGGAUCCAAGCAGGCGGCUGGGCAGAGAUGCUAUAAUGAAACAUAAAUGGUUUAAGGCAAUUAACUGGAAGAAAGUGGAGGCAAGGGCACUCCGCCCAAGUUUCCGGCCGGAAGUUGCCGGAAAACACUGCGUUGACAACUUUGAUAAGAGGUGGACCGAAAAGCCAUUGUCAGAUUCUCCAGUUUCAAGUCCAAGAAAGAGUGGGAAUUUCAACUUUUUCCAGGGUUUUAAUUUUGUUAGAGCUGAAGGUUGGGUUCUUUCUCCAUAG